AUGAACAAUGAUGCCGCGCCUACCUCUUCCGCGCGGAUUCCCGACCGGCUCUCACCACCUGCCAUCGGACCCAACAACGACACCAACGAUGCGGAAGCAGACGCCGACGGCCGUUCUCGGUCACGGCAGCGCUCGAGGUCUAGCAAUGGCCGGCAGCAUAAGAGGAGGAGCAAGAAGAAGCAGAAUCCAGGACUAGCCAAGAAGCUUGGAUUUCUCACACAUUUGCUCAAGACACUCGAUCUUGUCAUUUUUGCCGAACUGAGCUCUAUGUACUAUAUGGAAUGCUCCAUGCUCAAAUUCAUCCUGCGCGCCAUACCGCAAUACAUGUAUCUCUCCCCUAAAGACGAAUCCUUCGCUCUACUCAUGCCGGCCACUCAUAUACACGUUCUUGUGAUACUAGUGCCUAAUCUACUCUGCAUGCUGUCGCAUCUCUUUGAAUCACUUCCUCUGGGACCAGAGUAUCAUCGAGGAUAUCAACAUGGGGGGAUGAUUAUCGAUUUCGUCGGGCAAAUGCCUUCCAGCUAUAGACUAUAUUAUCUAUUGUUCGAUUUGGUCAUCCUUGCUAUCCAAUCUCUGAUGCUUUCGAUUCACAAUCAACGAGAGGGCUUACGAGUUGCACUCAAGACAUUCCGCCCACUCUCCAAUCGAGUCCUGGAACCUAUCCCAGGGCGCUCUCCCGAAGAUUUAGACGCAGAAGAGCGAGGAGUUUCACGACAUGAAUCGGGCGUGACGGUUACCGAGACGGAUGAGAUUGAGCUUCAGCAGUUUGAUAGACAGGGGAAUGGUGAAGGAAAUGGCGAAGGAACAGAUGAACGCUACGACCGCUCAGAGCAGCUACAGGCUGCUACCGGGGAUAAUUCGAACGACGAAUCACUGAGAACACAUUUAUCCGAUAUCAUGAGCUCAGGCAACGCCGUGCUUAACGAAUAUCAUGUAGUCCAUACAAUGAAAACCGCCUUGAUGAAGACUGGAGGCUCAACUGCCUUGUCUCUGCAGGCUAUUGGUUAUCGGGCAACUAUGGCGAGAAUACGGACUCGACGUCGAGGCGCUACUCUUCGGAAUCAAAUAACUCGCCCUAGCAACUAG
Trichoderma gamsii is the source of this 1086-nucleotide messenger RNA. RefSeq lists its product as hypothetical. The record is from RefSeq and is a predicted model, not a curated record. Bases 1 to 1086 code for a protein of 361 amino acids. Gene Ontology annotation, cellular component: Dsc E3 ubiquitin ligase complex. The transcript has 2 exons. NCBI's taxonomy places the organism in Eukaryota, Fungi, Ascomycota, Sordariomycetes, Hypocreales, Hypocreaceae. Gene Ontology annotation, biological process: protein processing; SREBP signaling pathway.